AGAGACUCACCAUUGGACAACUCCAUUUUUAAACUCAGUUCAGUUUCUCUUCGGUUCAGUGUGUCAGAUCCCUCUGAAUCCGGAGUGAAAUGAGGCGUCUCGCGCGCGUCCUGUGCGUGUGUGUGUUUCUGUGGACGAGCGGCGUGAACGCGUCUGAUGAGGACUGUCCGGAGAAUAAGAUCCUGAGCGUGGAGUAUCCGUGUACGAGAGCCGGAGGUCAGAGAGGUCGCUGUCUCAGGAGGAAGUGCUGUGAAGGCUUCAGGUUCGUGAUGGGUCAGUGUGUGCCGGAAAGUCUGGACGUGUGUGCCGGGUCUCCCUGUGAGCAGCAGUGCACGGAUAACUUCGGUCGUGUGUUAUGCACGUGUUUCGAGGGAUAUCGCUUCGACCGAGAGCGACACCGGCAGCGCCUGCACCCGUACUGCAUCGAUGUGGACGAGUGUGAAGAAUCGAACAGCAGCGUUUGUGAACAUGUGUGUGAAAACACUCCUGGAAGUUUCCUCUGCCGCUGCAACGUCGGGUUCACACUGACUUCAGAUCAGCGCUCCUGUGCUCCUCAACACAACCUGAGCUCCUCCAGUAAGUCUGAGACUCAGAUGAGUUCUGGAUCAUGUUCUCUCAGCUGUCAGGACUUCAUCAACAUGAGGAGCAGCUUACUGCAGAUCAGACUCCAGCUGGAACACACACAGGGUUCUUCUCCCAGUCUGGAUAAUAAUAGCCACAAACCAGAGAGUCACACCAGCUCUGGACCACCAGGACCACCAGGUGAACGAGGGGAGAAGGGAGAGCAAGGGCCGACGGGACCCCAAGGGCCCAGAGGAGACAUGGGUCCGAUGGGGCCACAGCCGGAUCUUCAGCACAUAAAGACAGGCAGACGGGGAGCGGUGGGACCGGCCGGAGCGCCUGGUAGAGACGGACAGAAGGGUGACAGAGGUUUUCCUGGACCCAGAGGAUCUCCAGGUCCUCCAGGGUCGUUUGACUUCCUGUUGCUGAUGAUGGCUGAUAUCCGUCAUGACAUCAUCGAGCUGCAGCAGCGAGUGUUUGGGAAAGGGCGUGGUCUGACAGUGGACACGCCCCUUCUAUCCAGCGGAGAGGCGGAGCUUGAUGAAUGGGCGUCAGGAGAGGGAGAGCUGGAUUGAAUCUAAACAGGUAGAGUCCACGUGUGUUAUACUGAGGUCACUCGAUCUGAGAUUGAACACUCCUCUUUUAGUAGUGUACACUAUGUAUGCGUUUACUCACUGUGUGAGAUUUCUCAUUAUUUCAUCAAACUGACUUAAAUCUGAAUUGAACCGAAUUAAA
This is a messenger RNA of Puntigrus tetrazona (Sumatra barb), 1296 nucleotides long. Its product is annotated as collagen and calcium-binding EGF domain-containing protein 1-like. The transcript has 11 exons. The record is from RefSeq and is a predicted model, not a curated record. NCBI's taxonomy places the organism in Eukaryota, Metazoa, Chordata, Actinopteri, Cypriniformes, Cyprinidae. Bases 90 to 1136 code for a protein of 348 amino acids. Gene Ontology annotation, molecular function: calcium ion binding.